Messenger RNA from Plasmodium knowlesi strain H, 2982 nucleotides. RefSeq names its product conserved Plasmodium protein, unknown function. Gene Ontology annotation, molecular function: RNA binding. Lineage: Eukaryota; Apicomplexa; Aconoidasida; Haemosporida; Plasmodiidae. Gene Ontology annotation, biological process: endonucleolytic cleavage to generate mature 5'-end of SSU-rRNA from (SSU-rRNA, 5.8S rRNA, LSU-rRNA); ribosomal small subunit export from nucleus; endonucleolytic cleavage in 5'-ETS of tricistronic rRNA transcript (SSU-rRNA, 5.8S rRNA, LSU-rRNA). Bases 1 to 2982 code for a protein of 993 amino acids. Gene Ontology annotation, cellular component: 90S preribosome; nucleolus; preribosome, small subunit precursor. The transcript has a single exon. The record is from RefSeq and is a predicted model, not a curated record.
AUGAACGGGUUUAGAGCGAACACGAAUAGGCAUAAAUGGAAGUAUUUUAAUAAGGGCAACGGCAACAGGAAUGGCGACAAGGGUAAAUUUGGCCGGAAGGGCGAGACAUACAAAAAAAAUGAAGAAAAAAAUGUAGAAGAAAUAAUGGACUACUUGAUUAAUAUUUCGUACAUUUUAAAUGAAAAGUAUGAAAAAUAUUUUGUUCACGAGUUGAAAGAAGAUAAUUUAAAAAAAGGAAAUAAAUGCUUUGGAGCCAUCAAUUUGAACUACUCGUACAAUGUUGAAGACGACAUAUGCAUUUUGAUAAAAAUAAAAGAUGAAAUAAAGGGGAGCGAGAAAGAGUUAGCAGAUCAGAGGAAAUGUUCGAAGAUAAUGGAAAAACUGAUAUACUAUUGUUUUUUUCUGCUAAAGUAUAAUGAGAAGGAUGAGCAGGAUGUGCAAGGUGCGAAGGAUGGGGGAAAUGGCAUAAUGAGCAUGCAGUGCAUAGAAAUUUACAACCAUUUCUUGAAUAUCAUUUGUAGGGACUACAUCAAGUUAGCACUGUCCAGUUAUGCUUCUCAUUUUGUGCAGACUGUUAUUUGCGUAUAUUCCUUUUUUAAAAAAAUGGAGGACAAGUAUGUUGAGGAGUUGAAAAAAAGGAACAAGGGCUACCAGCCAGUGGGCAUUUACUUUAAAGAAAUUUGUACCGUCACCACGGAGAAGAUAUUCACCCUGAUGUUGAAUAAAUCGGGAACGCAUGUGCUGAGGUCAUUUUUAUACUCCCUUGGUGGAUACCUAAACAUUAACAUUUCCAAUAUAUCUUUUAGAAAGUCGAAAGUUAGGGGAACGAGCACGAGGAGUGAAUUGAAGUACGUGGACAAAGGGCAAAGCAAGGGUGGAAAAAACGGGGGGGGAGAUGACCUGUUUUACGAGUACAUUGAUAUAAUUGUUCAGAAGGUGACGGAGGAAAUUGGCAAACCGAAGGUGUCCCUGCCGAUGAAGAAUUUGCUCUACCAGUAUGUUUUUUAUGACCAUGGGGAGGGUAUAAAUGGUGCAAAUGGUGUAAAGCAGAGUGCCCCCCGUAAUGGCGAGAACCAUGUAGACCGCACAAAGAAACAUAUCGGAGAUGACAAAUACAUUAUGGAAAGCCAAAGCCAACAUUUUAUCCCCCCCCUGUUGUACCACACUUAUGCAGUUCCAGCACUGGGGACCCUUUUCGAACUUCUGAAAGAGAAAAAUGUGGAAUGCGAUAAAUUAGUGAGAGAAAUAUUUCUAAUAGAGAAAACGAAAAAAUAUUUUAUUAACAAGACAAGAGAAAAUAACAAGUGCCACGACGAGAGUCCCCUAAAGCAAAUGCUUAAUAUUUUGAUUAAGAUGGAUGGGCCAAGUAUAAUGAUAGAGAAGUUACUUAAAAUGAAUACUGAACCCAUCUUCUACGUUUUCAAUGUCUACAUUUUAAAAAACAUAAAUAGCCUCGUGUGCGACAAUGCAUACUCCAGUUUGGUGAUCUUCAACUACCUCACAUUGGAGCACAUCACCGAAGAGAUGUUCGACUUGCUCAUGAAGAAUGUGGACAUCGACUUGAUUAUUCGAAGGAAGAAAUUCAACAUCUUGAGGCGUCUGUUUGACUUAUCACAGUGUUAUCAGAGGAAUUGCAAGUUGUUACUCAGCGCGUUACUUCGGUGGUUACGCGUGGGGGGCGCUGUGAACGCGGGUUCUGGUAAAACUGAUCAGGCAGGGAAUGGCCCGGCUAACAACACAGUUACCGAGGAUUCUCCCGUUGGCGCCACAUCGGACGGGAAAUUCCUAUGGAUAUGCAUCCUGUGCAUGAGGAGCUACCAGGACCUGCAUCCCGUCAUCCAAAAAGUGUUCAUUGAGCAGAAGAAGAAGGAGCCAUGCGAAGAGGACGGAAAACGUGACAGCGUUAAUUUGAACAACUACAAUUUUUACGAUUACAUAAAAGUGGAUACAAACGGGUACUACAUCUUGACACACAUUUUGUCCUUUCCGAAAGAAUCAAUCACACCGGUGACUAAUUCGUUCAGGCAGUUUUGUAAUUUUUUAAAAAUUGUAAAUGGGAAUGUAGCUAGUCAGGAGGAUAUCGACAAGUACAACAAUUUUUUUGAAACAUUUGGAGGAACCCAUGGGGGGAGUGAAAAUGGAGAUAAGGGAAAUGAUGCAGAUUUUGGUGAUAGGCCUAUGGGGGGAGGGAAACAGAUGGAGCCUGAACAUACAAGGACAGGUAAUAACCACCCCCCCCACAAGGGAGAUGGAAGAAGAGUCAAACCGUUCAUACGGAAAAACGCAGAUUUACGAGGAAAUAUCCUUCUGUACUUUGCAUGCGAUAAAAGUUUGUCCGUCCUGUGCGAAAAAAUUGCACACACAUUUAACUUGAUAAACGAAAAAUAUUUGCGAAAUUUUAUUCUGUUGUUUAAGAGUGAGUAUAAGAGGAUAGCUAGCCAUUAUGUAGGAGCCCACACCAUCGUAACCUUUUUCAAACUGGGCACCGACGAGGUGAAGAAGAAAAUAUUGGACUCCCUAGUAGAGGGGGACAUCAACGUGUUUAAUGGGUAUAUAAAGAACUUCAUGAAACUGAAGGAGUAUAAGAAGACCAAGACAAUAAGUACGAAUAGUAAGAAGUACCUGAAGGCGAAGGAGAUGUUCCAGGAUAUAUUAGCCACGGAGAAGGAGAAGGGUGGAGAAGCAGCAGAGGAUCGUGACAUACAAGUGGAAGACGAGGGUAAUGACAACAACGGCGUGGACCAAUCCCAUGAGGAGGACAAUGGAGACCCCUCGGAUGAGGCUCCCCACCUAAACUCUGCGGAUAGUGAAAAAGAAAAAACUGAUGUCGAGGGACCACCUGCUAGCACGGAGAAGCCCGGUGGAGAGGAAGAUUACAUGAAUUUGAUAACAGACUUUAUAAAGAACUCCAAAAAGAAGAGCAGAAAAAGGAAGAAGGAAAAGGAAAAGAUAGAGCAAGUACUUGGAAAAAAGGCCAAGUGA